AUGCGUGUCAUCAACAUCGGUCCAGACCCGUCUCUGGCAUAUCGGCCAAAUUUGGAGACGGAUAAACCCAAAGAAAAGGAAGACUACAGAAACUUCAAGAGUGGAAGUCUAAAUGACCGUGUGUUCAACACAUACAAGCUGAUGCACACCAAUCAGACGCUGGACUUUGUGAAACAAAAGCACUCUGUAUGGGCCGGCUGCAACCACGACCAAAAGAGGAUGAUGGACGCCAUCAUGUCUCUAGACCAGCUGGUGGACGAGUCCGAUCCUGAUGUGGACUUCCCCAACUCCUUCCACGCCUUCCAGACUGCUGAGGGCAUCCGCCAAGCACACCCAGACAAAGACUGGUUCCAGUUGGUGGGUCUGAUCCAUGAUGUUGGGAAGACAAUGGCUCUUUGGGAUGAACCCCAGUGGGCUGUAGUAGGUGACACCUUCCCAGUGGGCUGCAAGUUUCAAAACUCCAUUGUGUUCAGAGACAAUACCUUUAUGGAUAACCCAGAUGAGAAAACUACCAGCUACAAUACAGAAUACGGGAUCUAUGAAUCAAACUGUGGACUCGACAAAGUCCUCAUGUCCUGGGGCCAUGACGAGUAUCUCUACAGAGUUAUGAAGUUUAACAACUGCUCCAUUCCAGAGCAGGGGUUGUACAUGAUUCGCUUUCAUUCGUUCUACCCCUGGCACUCCCACGGAGACUACAUGCACCUGUGCAAUGACAAAGACCUGCGCAUGCUGCCCUGGGUCCAAGAGUUCAACAAAUUUGACCUGUACACAAAGAGCACCAAGCUCCCAGACGUCGACAAGCUGAAGCCGUACUACCAGUCUCUGAUCGACAAGUACUGUCCUGGAAUACUGAAGUGGUGA
Messenger RNA from Perca flavescens (yellow perch), 861 nucleotides. It is a transcript of the gene miox, whose product is annotated as myo-inositol oxygenase. Lineage: Eukaryota; Metazoa; Chordata; Actinopteri; Perciformes; Percidae. The coding region runs from base 1 to 861 and encodes 286 amino acids. The transcript has 10 exons. The record is from RefSeq and is a predicted model, not a curated record. Gene Ontology annotation, cellular component: cytoplasm. Gene Ontology annotation, molecular function: inositol oxygenase activity; iron ion binding. Gene Ontology annotation, biological process: inositol catabolic process.